GUGCUAGAUACAUGUACGUGUAUGUAAAUCCGGAUGUAAAUGUUUAUUAGAUUUAACAAUUUUCAUGGCGGUGGCAAUAAAAUACUAAACUUGAUGAAUGUGAAAAAAAUCCCAAAAUCGAUCCUCGUCAUAUAUUGAUCACGUGAAUCCUCGCAUUGGUAUUUGACGAUGUAAACAAUCCAAAUCGAUAAUCGAACAGUGAUAGUCUGAUCUGGACUGAUCUGCUGGUCAUACAGUCCAGGUGAGAUAGCACUGUACAGUGUGUUUACCGUACAGUAAAGAUAAAUUCAUGAAGAACAAAAACAUCUACAUGUAGUUGACGAUCUGAAAGUUACUUCACAUCCGCACUCAUACGAAAACUUAGCUCGCAAAAUAUCUUUAAGUAGCACAGUAGUCGGAUAGAAAAAGUGAUUACGUAAGUCGAAAUGUUGGACGAAAACCGCACGGUAUGGAUGCUUUUAACUGGCUCUAUAGUGAAACACGCAGUGCUGACGUUCUUGGCUAGUCGGAAGAGGAAGCAGUUGGUCGGUCACGUGUCUCGUUUACACGUGUUCCCUUUAAAAUCUGCUCGAGAAUUGCCGGACAAUAUCACAGAGGUUCGGUUGACAGACCAUGGUAUUGUUUACAAUGGAGUUGCCGACAGGCACUGGCUGGUGACGAAAAAUGGCGACAUGAUGACGAUGAAGCAGAGCGCCCGCCUCACCCUGAUCUCACCGAGUAUCCAUGGUAACCACCUUCACCUGGACGCUACGGGCAUGGCAACGCUCAUUCUUCCUCUCGACCCAAAAGUCGCACUCGACCAAACAGCGACAGUUACCGUUAAGAACACUCCACUGCCGGCUCUUGACAUGGGUGCGGAGGCGGCCGGCUGGGUGUGUUCGGUACUGCAACAGGAAGGACUGCGGCUGAACUUCUCCGCGCCUAGUCUUGACAAGCGCCUCUCGAGUAAGGUGCACAAGGACUGGGGGACGCUUAUUGCGGAGACAGAUGAGAUUGCCUUCCAAGACUUCGGUCACUGCAUGAUCAUGUGUGAGUCAUCCUUGGCGGACCUCAACGGGCGACUUCCGACACCCAUGUCGGUGAUUCCCUUCCGACCAAACGUCAUGAUCGAUGGGACGCAUCCGUAUGAUGAAGAUAAUUGGCGGGAAAUCUAUUUUGGAGAGCAGACGAGCGUGCGGUACGUCGACCAGUGUACACGGUGCCUGAUCACCCAGAUCGAUCACGUUACUGGAGAAAAGUUCCCGGACGAACAACCAUUGAAAGAACUUAAGACCUAUCGCUUAAUGGACCCCUACGGACCAAAACCCGUAAUGGGUAUCCAUACAGUUACUAAAACACCAGGCUACAUCCGGGUAGGCGACCCUGUCUACGUUGUCAAGAAAAAGUGACGUGUCACUUGUUUGAACACGUUUGAACGACCCUUUCAAAACGGGGCGUAUAAUAGGAACAUAUGUGACGGGAACCAGGCGGUAGGCAGCGGGCGAGGCGACUUCUAGAAAAAAAUGUCUGCUCAAUAUUUAAUAAAAACCGGCUCAUCAUGAAACUUGUUGAUAAUGUUCUUGGGCAUAAUAUCUCGGUCAAGUCCAAACGCACUUACUAAGUAUGAACAUUGAAUUACAACACAUUUGCAAAAUUUACUUUUUCUGCUGUCUUACCGAAAUAGUUUUAUUCGUUUCAUCUUCAAACUUGGUGACAAUGUAAAUGGGCAUAUACAUCGACCAGAGUCGAUAACCAGCUCAAUCGCAUUCAGCCCAAAUGGAUUAUAACCCUAAAAUGUAAAAUUAUCCAAAGCACUUACAUUUUGUGUGUAAUUUGCUUACCUGCUGACCUAGCUUUUUAUUUGCAUUAUUUAAUUUGAAUAAUAAUACAUAUGCUAAAUGUUGAAGACCUAGUUGCAUGGUAAUACCACGGUUGUCGAUGUCUCCAUUAUUUUCUGAGCCGUAAGUUCUACAACAAAGUAUAACAUCAUUCACAUCAUUGUUACCCAGAUAUUUAAACAGGCGUAUAUUGUGAAUUUGUGCCCACGUGUUAGAUGCACAUAAUAAUGUACGUGUACAAUACGAUGGUAUUAAUUGUAGCCAGUCAUAUUUAUCAUGUCAGUUCUUUUUGUUAGCCUUGUUCGUUGUUUUGUUAUUUGUGCAUUGAUGAUAACGAACGAUAUACAUGUGUAUGUUGCUAUAAUAUUUAAAAAUAGAUCGGUACAUAUUACAUGUAAAUGUGUUGAGGUCAUUGGAUGUAAAGACUGUUUUUCAAUUGAUUUUGUUUAGGAAAUCUUCAGAAAAUUUAAUCAGAUUUAUUUGGGUGUUCGUCUUUUUCCUAUGUAAUAAGUUUCCGUUAUUCGUACAUGCUUUGACAUGAUAUGUUGUUGCUUUUUGUACAAAAUACAUCAUUCCUUAA
Molecule: messenger RNA, 2397 nt
Organism: Dreissena polymorpha
Lineage: Eukaryota; Metazoa; Mollusca; Bivalvia; Myida; Dreissenidae
Product: mitochondrial amidoxime-reducing component 1-like
Exons: 7
Coding region: 426-1388 (320 amino acids)
Molecular function (GO): catalytic activity; pyridoxal phosphate binding; molybdenum ion binding
Source: RefSeq, a predicted model, not a curated record